Messenger RNA from Leptopilina boulardi, 1605 nucleotides. Its product is annotated as coiled-coil domain-containing protein 149. NCBI's taxonomy places the organism in Eukaryota, Metazoa, Arthropoda, Insecta, Hymenoptera, Figitidae. The coding region runs from base 172 to 1410 and encodes 412 amino acids. The record is from RefSeq and is a predicted model, not a curated record. The transcript has 9 exons.
GUAUAUUAGAUACACAACCCUGACUGAGAGGAAGUAUAAACUGUAUAUAAACAUAAUUAUAUAUCAAUAAAAAUAUAAUUAAAAAGUUUGUUUUUUCUCUAUAACUAGGAUUGCAAAUGUUAAUUUUAGAAAUAGUGUUUAAUGAUUUUUAAUAUUUAUUAUUAAUUCAUAAUGGCUAAUAUACCGGAAGCUAAGAUCAAUUAUGGAAAUCAGGAAACUGGCAAAUAUUCAAAAGACUGCAAUAUAGAGAAUGCAAUAUUGAAGAAAAAAUUGCAAUUAAAAACAGAAGCUGUGAUGGUUCUUAGUCAAGAGUUAGAUCAAUGUAGAACGCAACGUGAUCAAUAUAAAUUAAUGGCAGAACAAAUUCAAGAGAGAUUAGUUCAUUUAAGAAAACAAACAAAUGAAUCUGUAGGAUUAAAUGGUUUUAGGACAUUAGAAUCAUUAAUAGAAACUCAAGAGGAAAAUAAAUGUCUUCGAUUACAAGUAGAAACAUUGAGACAAAAAUUUAUUGACUCUCAAGCUGAUAUAAAAGUUUUACGAUCAAAUAGUCGUGCAUUUACUGAACAAAAAGAAUCUCAACUCGCUCCAGACGCUCAUCAACGUGAAGAAAUGAUUGAACAACUGGAGAAAUUAAAUAUCAAUUGUAGCCAAUUGAAAACUGAUUUGCAAUCAGUAUUGGACGAAAAACAUGAAUUGGAAACAGAAAGAGAUGCUUUUAAAUGUAAGGCACAUCGUUUAAAUCAUGAACUUUCGAAAGCCCUCAGUGCCUCUAAACCAGUCGAUGUGGAUUCUCUUGUCAAUGAAAAUCGAUAUUUACAAGAAAGGAUGCAACAAUUACUGGAGGAAAAUGAACUCAAUAGACAAUCUUUGUCAAAAUAUAAAGGUAUGUUGGACAGCAAACGAAUGAAAGGUUCGAUAAAACUUGGCGGAAAUUCGGCUGCUGGAACAGUAAUGACUCAUAAGCAAGUUGAACAAUUACUUCAUCAGGGGCCGAAUAUCACGCCACAAAAAGCUUCAGCUGCAAUAUCUGAUCUUCAUUGUCUUUGUGGUGCACUGCUUGAAGCAUUAAAUGACAAAGCUCUCGCUUUAUCUCAUCAAAAGAAAGCAAACAAAAUUUUAGCACUGAGAAUUUGUGAAUUAGACAACGCUGUUCAAUCACCAACAAUGAAACUCCUCGAAGGAUAUACAGGAGCAGACGUUGAUAUUGGUGACGAUUUUGAUUCUGACGUAUCAUCGAAAAAUAUGUGGAAUAAUGAAGAAGUAAACGUAAAAAAUUUAACAAAAACUGAAACUGUCGAAAAUUGUGAAUUUUCCACGAAAGAAAAAAAUAUUCCAUCGAAUUUACCACAAAAUUUACAAAUUCUUGUUGAAAAGGCAAUUAAUAAUUUGAAAGACAUUAACAAGUCGUAAAAUAUGAAUAUUCUCAUGUAUAGAGCUUGAAACUUUAUUAUUUCAUCGAUUUGCUUCUUUUGUUUUUUAAUUCUAGUCAUUUUAAUGCCAAUUUUAAAUUUUCCUAUUAUAUAUAUAUAAUAUAUAUAUAUAUAUAUGUAUGAAAACAUUCAAUGCAAUAAUUGUAUUUAAAAAUAAAUAUAUAUACAUAAUUAA